AUGGAACUUCUUGCAACAAUCUUGAUUUUGUGCUUGGUAAGCUGCGGAACAGCUACUUCAGCCACCCGUUAUAGUCUUUCCAAUGAUAUCGUUGAUGUGACCAAAUUUGGAGCUAUUGGAGAUGGAAAAACAGAUAAUUCACAGGCAUUUAUAAAAGCAUGGAAAGCCGUCUGUCUAGCAACAACAAAUCCAACCUUAACCAUACCAAAAGGAAAAAAUUUCCAGUUGAAACCAGUUGAGUUCAAUGGACCAUGCAAAUCCUCCACAAUUACUAUCCAGGUUGAUGGAAAUAUUGUCGGGCCUAGUAGCCUUCGAGAGUGGGGAAGCCGUCAGCUAGACACAUGGCUUAAGCUUUCACAUGUGAAUGGACUAGUCAUCAAAGGAAGUGGUCAAAUUGAUGGCCGAGGUGAAUUUUGGUGGAGAGCAGCUAACAAACUCCCUCGAAGACCCGUUGCACUGACAUUCGUCGACUGCAAAAAUCUUCGACUCAGCGGAUUGACACAUAUCAAUAGUCCAGGUGCUCAUAUUUCUGUAGUUGGUGGUGAUGGUUCAGUCCUAUCUAAUCUCAAUAUAACUGCCCCUGGUUCAAGCCCUAACACAGAUGGGAUUGAUCUUAGCCACUCAACCAACGUUCAAAUUCUUGGCUCCAACAUUGCAACUGGUGAUGAUUGUAUUUGCAUUAGUACUAAUUCAUCAUUCAUUAACAUAACUAAUGUGGCAUGCGGACCAGGCCAUGGGAUAAGUAUUGGAAGCUUGGGAAAAGACGGAUCUACAGACAUUGUGGAAGAAGUACACGUCAAGGAUGUUAGCUUCAAACCUGGAGCAACUAGUGGAUUAAGAAUUAAAACAUGGCAGGGAGGUCAUGGGUAUGCCAGGAAGAUUUCCUAUGAUGGAGUUACACUGGAGGGAGCUAGCAACCCUAUUAUCAUUGACCAGUUUUAUUGUGAUCGACAUCCACCAGUGUGCAAAAAUGAGACAUCAGCAGUUCAAAUUAGCGAUAUUACUUAUACUAAUGUCCAUGGGACAUCAAUCUCGGAUGAUAGUAUAAGUCUUAAGUGCAGUCAAAGCAUUGGAUGCACUAAUCUUGUGCUCAAUGACAUCAAUAUAACAUCUGCAAGUCGCGGGAUAGUCACUAAAUCCACCUGCUUCAAUGCUCAUGGAAAACAUGGUCCUACAAUUCCAAGUGUAGACUGUUUGUUACCCUAA
Messenger RNA from Dovyalis caffra, 1206 nucleotides. NCBI's taxonomy places the organism in Eukaryota, Viridiplantae, Streptophyta, Magnoliopsida, Malpighiales, Salicaceae. The record is from the annotation of a GenBank genome assembly.